Molecule: messenger RNA, 1061 nt
Organism: Toxoplasma gondii ME49
Lineage: Eukaryota; Apicomplexa; Conoidasida; Eucoccidiorida; Sarcocystidae
Exons: 2
Coding region: 79-678 (199 amino acids)
Source: RefSeq, a predicted model, not a curated record
AAGGAAUUUCCGUUCUCCUUUGCAUGCGGUUGUACUAUGAAAAAAGGGUUCUCCGUGGACAAAAUUCAUGCUUCGUGAAUGAAACUUCUGCUGUGCGACAACCACCGUCCCUCCAUUUUGCCCUGUGCGCGACGCGGGAGUUUCUGCCGCGUCGAUUUCUCUGCAAACGCGUUCCUCGGGACAAACGAGGUCCUAUCCUGCAGUUUCUGGCAUCCCGGAAGGCCAGAUAGAUUUUCACUUCCGACCGAAACUGCGUUUGCCCGUCUUUCUGAGAACAAGAUGCUAUCUCAAGCCACAGCGGGAGCUGCUCGGGCGCUUCUGCGUCCUGUCUGUUGGGCACGAGCGCCGGGCGUUUCGCAUUCUUUCCAAAGUCUGAGGAACCGAUUUUUUAGUAGCAACAGCACUGGCGCAGUUGACAACACUGUGCAGAUGCUCGUUGCGAAGCCGCGACCGACUCAGUACCAAACUGAAAUCUGUAACCAGGCGACGAAUGUGCAGCCCGGAGUCGAAAAAGAUCCGACCAAGGGCAUCAUCGCGAUGUGCGUGCUCCUCUUCGCCGUACCCUGCAUUCACACGAAGCUUGAACUCAGCAAAUACUACAGCGAACAUGGCCACCGCUACGAGACUGGCUGGAACGUGUUCCACUACGAUUCCGCAAAGAACACCUAUUUGUCGUGAGGGGAACUUCUGUGCACAACUUCGUCAACAUCGUCAAGCGCAUGAUGGUCUAUUUUGUAUAAGAGCGGAAAUGUGCUUGACGCCUUCUCCAUUUUCACGGACUGCCCGCUCGGUCGGUCUCUCGUAAUUCUUGCUGAGUUGCAAUGCGUGUUCCAUGAGCUGACGAAAAGUUCAAGUUGCUCCCUGCUAAGGGAGGUGUUUCUUUUUGUCGUUUUCGGGCAGUAAGACCGAGCCUCGCGGAGAAUUUAAACGCGUUUCAUUACGUGGAAGCGGCCGCUUGAUGCUGUUUCCCUUCGAAAAAACAAAAGUGCCUCCGGAUGGAAGGCACAAACUUCUCUGUUACGCGAAGGAAGAACGGGUGUGAAAUGUUCGUUCAUCACCGC